Symbiodinium pilosum is the source of this 284-nucleotide messenger RNA. The record is from the annotation of a GenBank genome assembly. Lineage: Eukaryota; Dinophyceae; Suessiales; Symbiodiniaceae.
GAAGAUUCCCUGGGUGCUGGCCGGAAAGAUUUUCAAGCUUUUCCAAGAGGCAAACUCCAAUCCUCCUGCCCUGUCCUUUGGCAGUUGGGCCAAUGCGCUUCAGGCCGUGCUCAGAUCUCAAGGCCUUUAUUCGAAAGGCCCGGAAAUCGUGGAGGCAAUCUUCAAGACCUUCUUGCCUCGUGCCCAAGAGCAGCUGGGUAUUACAGAUGAGGAUGCGAGAAGGCAGAUGACCAGCGUGGCAGGUGACGGUCGGAAAAAGUCCAUGGGAGCAGCGGCGUUCGGUA